This is a messenger RNA of Sitophilus oryzae (rice weevil), 1026 nucleotides long. RefSeq lists its product as uncharacterized. The transcript has a single exon. The record is from RefSeq and is a predicted model, not a curated record. Gene Ontology annotation, molecular function: catalytic activity. Lineage: Eukaryota; Metazoa; Arthropoda; Insecta; Coleoptera; Curculionidae. The coding region runs from base 1 to 1026 and encodes 341 amino acids.
AUGGCUGCAGCAGUCAAAUGUAUACAAAUUAACCUGCAACAUGCCAAGGCCGCCUCUAACGUCCUUGGCAGAAGGUUCAAGAAGGAGGACGUGCAUCUCGCCUUCAUUCAAGAACCCUGGGUUAACUCAGGCCGCGUAUGUGGCCUUGGGGACGCAGAGGGUAGGCUAAUUACCGCCCCUGGAGUAACCAGACCUAGGGCAUGCAUUUUAGUAAAAAAGAGCGUGCACUCUUUUAACCUUUAUAGGUUCUGCUGUCAGGAUGUGGUGGCGGUACAUAUCAAGAUCCCAGCGGGGAGGAGCGGAGGAGGAGUGGAGUUCAUUGCCUGCUCAGCAUAUUUCCCGGGAAACAAGACAGCGGAUUUACCUCCUCCAAAGAAAGUGACAGAACUAAUCUCCUUCUGCAAGAGGAAAAACCUACAGCUGGUGAUAGGAUGCGACGCCAACGGCCACAACGAGGCAUGGGGAAGCACGGACACCAACUUCAGAGGUGAGUUAAUUCUUAAUUACUUAAUAGGUGAAGGGUUAGUAGUUAAUAACAUAGGCUCCGAACCAACCUUUCUUACUUGUAACAGGAAAGAGGUUUUAGACAUUACCGUCAGCUCUAAUUACUUGAGCAAUAGGAUAUCCAAUUGGAGGGUAUCAUCUGAGCCAUCGUGCUCGGAUCAUAGACACAUACAGUUUGAAAUAAGCGUAGGUGAAAGAACUCUCCUGCAAUAUAGGGAUCCUAAGUACACAGAUUGGGAAGGAUACAACCGCUCACUCGUGCAUCUGCUGGAACCCACAAUUGCAAAAGUGAGAGAUCGCGACGAGAUCGAGAUUGCAGCGGAGCAACUGCGAUGUGCAAUUAUAACGGCUUAUAGUGAAAACUGUCCACUUAAAACAAAGAAGAUAAUAGAAAGUCCUCUUGGUGGAACAACAAACUGGACAAAAGAAGAAAAGAAGUGCGGCAGCUUUUUAACCGCGCUAAAGUGUCAGGUAACUGGGAAACUUAUCGUGCGACGUUGGCGGAGUACAAUAAGGAAAUAA